GGCUCACACUCAGACCUUCCUCCAUGAAGGAAAAGCAAGCAUGCUUGAGCAGAAAGCUGGGAUUUAUUGCAGAGCAGGUCAGGUGUGAGGUUUUCGUUGCGUUGGCUGCGCUCCCGACGCGCAGAGGCUGGGAGGUGACACUUGCAGCCUCGCCCCUGUUUAAAUUCCCCAAGUGCUCCAUUCAAAAUGCCACUCUCAGCGCUGCAAGGAGGGGGACACUCAGCAUGGGCACUCGGAAUUACCCCUGGCACUUCAUCCUCUCCGUUCUCCUCUGUACCCUGAUGGCAUUAGAGGGAAAGGACACAAAGACUGCCACCUCUGAGAGCCACCCGAGUGUCCCGAGGAGCACAAACAGCAGCAGCAGAGCUGGCCCAGCAGCAAACAGCUCCGAUGGCUCCGUGGCAGAGCCUGACACCCCAACAAUCCAAACCUCCCUCCUGGGCACAACCUUGCUGUCCCCCUCCACCAUGAGGAUGGUGGGUGCAGAGAGCUCAGCACCAGGAACUGGCACCACCACUGCUGCUUCCUCCCCACCUCUCAGCUCAGCCACAAGGAGCCACUCCUCCUCUUCCUCGUCUUCCUCCUCUCCUGGGAGCUCCUCAGCUGUGCCUCCCAGCCCACAGCAGAGCAGCACCAGCAGCACCACUGGGAUGCUCUCAGCCACCACAUCCCACCCAUCCACAGCCCUGGUGUCCUCUCCAUCCUCCACUGCUGGGACAGGGACACAGGGCCCAAGCACCCCCAGGCCUGUGGCUUCCACCUCUCCUGCCUCAGAAACCAUCGAGGCCAGGCCUUCAUCCACAGCAGGCAGCAGCACAGGGAGACCAACACCUCAGCUCACCACCGGACAGUCCUCGGUGCAGGGGACGGUCACUUCACCUCCCUCAUCCUCCACAGCCUCUGCAGGCAGCAGUGCCAUGACUCUUCCUGGAGAAGAGAAAGUUUCCACCAUGAACCAGGGGAACAGAACAACAACUGAGACCUCCCAUUCCCACCCAUCCACAGCCCUGGUGUCCUCUCCAUCCUCCACUGCUGGGACAGGGACACAGGGCCCAAGCACCCCCAGGCCUGUGGCUUCCACCUCUCCUGCCUCAGAAACCAUUGAGGCCAGGUCUUCAGCCACUGUGGGCAGCAGCACAGGGACACCAACACCUCAGCUCACCUCAGCCCUGCCCCAGGGACAGCCAACUGAGCAGGUGACAGCCACUUCACCUCCCUCAUCCUCCACAGCCUCUGCAGGCAGCAGUGCCAUGACUCUUCCUGGAGAAAGGGAGGGUUCCACCAUGAACCAGGGGGACAGAACAACAACUGAGACCUCCCAUUCCCUCCCUUACACAUUGCCGGAGUCCACGAUGACGGUGGGUGGAGAAGGGAGGACGGACACUGCACCCACAACAUCAAUGUCAGAAAGGGACUCACUGGGGACAUCUCCUGGGAGUGGUGCAGCGUUCACAGCAUUCUCAACAACAGGAACUGGCACCACCACUGCCCCAGAGACUGGCACUGCUUCUUCCCUGUCCUUCAGCUCAGCAGUGACGAGCCACUCCUCCUCCUCCUCCUCCUCUCCUGAGGGAGCUGUGUCUCCCAGCCCACAGCAGAGCAGCACCAGCAGCACCCCUGGGACGCCCUUGGCCACCACAUCCCACCUGUCCACAGCCCUGGUGUUCUCCUCUCCAUCCUCCACUGCUGGCACUGCGGGCAAUGAGUCAGAGCCCAUUGUGAGCAGCUCAGCUGCCACCACAGCCAGCUCCAACCCAGUGCCUUCCACCUCUGGCACAACUUCCAUGAGCUCCUCAGCUGUGUCCUCCAGCCCACAGCAAAGCAGCACCAGCAGAACCACUAGGAUGCUCUCAGCCACCACAUCCCACCCAUCCACAACCCUGGUGUUCUCCUCUCCAUCCUCCACUGCGGGCAAUGAGUCAGAGCCCAUUGUGAACAGCUCAGCUGCCACCACAGCCAGCACCAAACCAGUGCCUUCCACCUCUGGCACAUCUUCCAUGGGCUCCUCAGCUGUGUCCCCCAGGCCACAGCAAAGCAGCACCACUGGGAUGCUCUCAGCCACCACAUCCCACCCAUCCACAGCCCUGGUGAUGGCCACUUCCCCUCCCUCAUCCUCCACAGCCUCUGCAGGCAGCCAUGCCACGACUCCUCCUGGAGAAGGGGAAAGUUCCACCAUGAACCAGGAGGACAGAACAACUGAGCCCACUGCCAACACCUCCCAUUCCCUCCCUGCCACAUCCCUGACAACCCCAUCCACGACAAACAUCAGUACAGCAACAUCCGUUAAUCCUUCUAUUUCUACAACUUGCUUGACAGUGUCCAUCCGAGUUCAGAAUGUGACUGCAGAAGAAAUUCACCUCAGCUGGAGCAGCAGCAGCAGCACAGGCAGCCUGUACAGCAUCUCUGUCAAGGAUGGAGAGGAGAUAAAUACAAGAACUACAAAUGAGACAGAAACUGUGAUUGAAAACCUGCUUCCUGGCCAUGUGUACACCAUUUCCGUGGCACUGUCAUCUUGUGCUGGGAGCAAUCCUGCUUCAGUCACUGUCCGAACAGAUUAUGGUUCCUGUUUCAAAGGGACUGAGUUGUGUUUAGCACAAAGUACUGGCUGUUCUGACUUGAAAGGCAUUGCGUGCUCCAAUAACCAAGCAUUUUCCUGCAGAGUUUGGUUCGAAAACGAGAAAUUUAAUAACACACUUUAUAACUCUGAUAGUGAAGGCUACAUAAAUAUGUCUAAAAGACUCAAAACAGAGGUUCUUGAAGCAAUGCACGCUGAACUGGGGAAUAACCACUCUGAUAUUUUCAUUCUGGGGUUCAGAUCUGGCAGUGUGAUUGCUGAUUUUCUCUUUUUGCUGCCAAAAGAAGAAGCCAUGGAUGUGGGUGAUAUACAGACCCGCCUGAGUAAUGUAUUAACAAGCAAGUUUGGGAGAAAAAGUGAAGUGGAAACUGUGUCUGCUCAGUCACCAGCUGACAACAUCUCCUCCUGGAGAGCAGCAGUGAUUGUCCUUGGAGUUCUGCUGGGAGUUGCAUUAGUGGUGAUUCUGCUGGCAAUUCUGUUUUACAUCCAUGGGAGGAGAAGAUCAGGUAAAUACUUGGUUGAACCCUCAGGACUCAUCGGAAUGUUUGUCUACAAGCACUUAUAAGAUAAACCAUCAGCUUCACUUAAAUGUUUUGGGCAAGGCAGAAAAUUAAUAUAUUUAUCUUAUAAUUUGAUGUUAUUAUUAUAUUAUAUAUACAUAUUGAUGUUAUUAUUAUAUUAAUUGUGCAUAAUAACUUAGGAUAAUUUACACCCUUUCCUUCCCAAUGUGCAUUGUCAAACUCCUGAGCUUCUAACAACACCUAAUGAAUCUUCCUUUAAACAGGUAUGGAUUUUUCCUCAUUGUACACCUGGUAGAGUGAGGAACAGAGAAACUUCUCUUCAGCCUAUCCCAUAUAGGUACUGCAAUGACUAUUAAAACUGGCAAUCUAGAGAGACAAGACCCAAACUACUCAAUAUUCUAUUUAGGUGGCACUGAAAACAGGGUGACUGAGCCUGGUAGCUGUGGCAUGUCACCUGAAUGCUCAGCUGAGCCCAGAGUCAUCCUGUUGGCUUUUGUGCACUUGCCCAAGGGUGAUUCACCUCCCCUGAGACUCCUAUCACUGUAUAGAAUUAUAAAUAUAUAUAUAUGCCUUUUUCUGUGACUGCAGAAUGAGCCCAGGACAAUUAGCAAUCCAGCAUCUGCAGCUUGAUUAGGAGUUUGGAGGGAAAUGGGAUAAAUCUCAGUUAUGUGCACUUGCUGUAGAAGUCUGCUGGACCAGAAACUUGAUUUGGAGGUUUCUGAAUUCAAGGUUUCUUUAAUUGCUGGGCUAUGAAGAAAUAACUGUUUAUAUGUGUCAAAUGUAAGGCAUGCUAAAUCCAGCUGUGGUGUCACAGCAUAGUCUCAGAGGUGGGGAAGGCAAACAUUUGGCCAAUUUGAGCCAAAAGUAUUUUACUCACCUAUUUUUGCCUGUCAAAAAUGGUUGGCUGAGCAAGGAUGUCCCAUAUAGUGCAAUUCUGUCCUGCUCUUGGUAAUCCCAAAGUAGAGUCCAGUCCAAAAGAAACAGCUCCUGUGGCAUUGGAGCAGACCUUGCUUCAGAUUUCUCCUAAUUGCUUUUUGAACAAUUAGAAGAAAUUACCUUCACCUUUUCCCACCCCUCUUCACUGCAGUCCUGGUGAAGUUACAUUCUAUUCCAUUUCUGUGAUGCAGUUUUUCCUUCUUGGAAUGUGCUGAACAGAUGACAAAGGGGCAGUUUACUGCUCUACAUAUUUCCAGCAGGAUUUAUGAGUUUCAUUUCAAACCAGCUCUCCCUGUAUCUCUAUAUUUUGAAUUCCUGUUGAGGCACUGAGUAUUAAACCAUGAUGUUGAGGCCCUGGCUGGCAGCCCCUGAACACCCCUGGUUUUUGGGUUUUUUUGUGGUGAUUUGGCACAGAUUUGGGUACAUUGGUGCCAGAACUGCAGCACAAGCAGAGGUGCACCAGCAGCUCUGCUCUGCUCCCUGUGCAGCCAGCAUUCAAUCUUAUCCCUCAUUCCCUGUGCUGUGACACAGCUCCUGGCACAGCCGUGCUGAGGACCCUGGCUGCAAUAUUAUUUUUAGCAGCAGGGACCUAUGAAACAGGGGCUUGCAUGCCUUGCUCUCCCUUUCCUUCUGUGUAGGGUCAAUAUGUCUGUCGUGGUUAAGAUCUGGGGUGUGGAGUCACAGACACCUCAGUGGUGGGAAGAGAGUGAUUAGUAUUUGUUACAUUUCUAUUUUGUGGCUUUUAAAUAUAGCUAGCUCUGAUGUUCCACUCACUGAGUAGUCACUCAACAAUGUAUUCUGUCAGUAAAUACAAGUUAUUCAGGGAGCUCUCUUGGAAACACAAAUGAGUACUCUUGCUUGUGUUAAUACUCUUUUAUUUCUCUUUUGAGCGAUAUACUUUGAAUAGCAAAUCCUCAUUGUCAGUAAACCUUUCUGAUGUCUUUGUAAAUAGUGUUAAAUAGAGACCAUGUACAGCAGGCUUGAACAAUCCUGGGACAGUUCAUGCCAAGUGUAUUUAAUGUCU
Melospiza melodia melodia is the source of this 5056-nucleotide messenger RNA. RefSeq names its product mucin-2-like. The transcript is spliced from 7 exons. NCBI's taxonomy places the organism in Eukaryota, Metazoa, Chordata, Aves, Passeriformes, Passerellidae. The coding region runs from base 24 to 3140 and encodes 1038 amino acids. The record is from RefSeq and is a predicted model, not a curated record. Gene Ontology annotation, molecular function: protein binding.